UCUCUGCCAAGGCCAUCUCCGCGGAUUUGGCUGCCCGCUGGGGUCCUCCGGCUCGGCUUCUGGGGCUCCCGGGGCUCCCCCUCCCCCGAUCGCGCCGGGGCCUCCCCUCCCCCGCCCCGCCCACGGCCCCUCCCUUCCCCCCUUAUCGCUCCCGCCCCCCACCCCCUCCAGCUCCUUCGCCAGUUCCGGUCACGUUGCUGGGUGUUUACGCCGGAGCCCGCCUCAGACCCCCGGCGCGGCGCCCCGGAGCCCCCCGCAAUCCCCCGCAGCCCCGCGGCCUCGCGGCGGUGGAUGGCACCGCAGCCGGGGCGCGCGCUGCGGAAGCCUGGGCGCAGCUAGCGGGGGACCCGCCGCCUCCCCCACCCGGCCCGGCUGGGCCCGGGCCCCGGCGGGCUGCUCCUGCAAGUCCCGAAGGUGGGGUCCAGGCCUGGGCUGCCAUGGAUACCACGUCCCUGGAGCAUCAGAUCCAGAGCGUGCAACGCCACAUCAGCUUUCUGAAGAAGGAGCAGAUGGCCCUGCUGCGAGACCUGCACCUGGAAAUCCUGAGGCUGCAGAAGCGCUGCUCAGAACUGACCCAUGACCUGGAGAUGAGAGAGGCCCAGUCUCACCAGCAAGAGGAGGCGUCCCGGGAGCUGGAGAGCAAGUGCCGCGCGCUGGAGUCGCAGCUGGCGGCGCGGGCCGCGGCCAACGCCGAGCUACGCCGGGAGGUGGCGCAGCGCGAGGCGCUGGUGUCUGCGCUGCGCUGCAGCCUGCGCUCCGAGGAGCGCCGCUUCCUGGAGGAGCUGCGGCGCCGCAGCCACCGCGCCACCGUCCUGGGCACCGAGCUACAGAAGCACACGGAAGCGGCCGCCUACCUGUCCUGCCAGCUGCACGCUGCGCGACAGAGACUGCAGGCCUCGCGCCCGGCCGCCGCCGCCACCGCCGAGCCCCGGCCCCGCCGGCGCGCACAGCGGGCCCGCCGUCCGCCCGAGGCCGCCGCCAAGGGCCCCAACCGGGACUGGGCCUCCUGGGACCGCGCCGCCGGCGGCCCGGACGACAUUGACCCCAUGCCCGACCCCGCGCUCUUCCUCUACGCCCGAAGGCCCCCUCGGCCCGGUGCCCACGGCCUGCGACAGCAGCCGCCCCACGAGCCCCCGGACCAGGGCAGCGCGCAGCCUGACGCGCCCAGUCUGCCCAAUGCGCCCGGUGACCCGGAGUAGGCGUGGGGCUCCGGGCGUCCUGCGGGUGGGUCCUGGGGACUGAGACUUCCAGUCCGGGGACCCCCCUCCCGCCUUUCGAGCCGCCUCCGCCUUUUGUAUUUCCAAACGUUUCUGAAGCUUCAAGUUCUCCCUUCCCACGAGGCAGCGCCUCUAUUGAGAAGGCUGAGCAUUUGCACCUUUGUGUAGUACUGGCAGUACUGAUCCUGACCUGGUCCCUACCUGGCCACUGGGUAGGGGCAGCGGGGUCACGUUCUGCCUCGGUAAGGCUGACAAUCCUUUGGGACGUAGGAGAAAGGCUGGCUCCAGGAAGGAAUGCAGAGCACCGUGGGCACCCCUGAGCUUCUAGCUCCCCUGCCUUGCCUCCUCUGGCCCUGCCCAGCCUUCUUCCUCCCAGGAAGAGCCAGGGCUCAGGCUGGUCCUUUACUCUGGAAAUGCUGUUCCCAUCCCCGCCCCCAUCCAAAUCCUUGCAGGUGUGCACGGAACACACCUUAGAGGUCAUAUCCUCUCAGAGUCCCUCGUGGGGCAAGUGUGGCUUGAUGGAAGUUGAACUUCUGGACCCUUAGGGUUACAGAAAGGUUUUGGUGGCAGAUCCUGACCUGGUCUAGAGUUGUCCCCAUCUCAACUCCAGGGCCUGCCACACUGAGGCUGAGAGGGUAGAAGCUGUCCUGGGGCAGUGAGGUGGGAGGGAGGUUUGUGGAAGGGCAGGCACUGGCUUUCCCCUCCUGGAUGUUGCUCUGGGAGUUUGCCUCCUCCGGUUAUUGGUGCUAAUCCUGCCCAGCUUCCUGAGCAGCUAGCUGCACUCCAAGGCUGAAAGGAGGACCUGGCUUCUUGGAAGUGGUAGAAAUUUGGGUUUGCUGAGGAGCAGAGAAAAGGCAGGAGACAAGUUAGUCCCCAGCCUAGUCCCCCUCCAGGGAUGCCCCUAAGUCUAUCCAAACCUGGUAGUGGCUGGGUGCUUCUACUGCUCCCCGUCUCAGUUGAUCGGCAAAUACUCAAACAGAAAGCAGAAAUACCCAUCCACACACACGCACACUCCCUUUUUCCCCAGCUCUCCUCACUACCAAAGGCAAAAAGUACAGCUUCCGUCCAGCUCAUUGCCUCUACCGAAGCUCAACCUAGAAACACAGUCCCCAAAGCCCCCAGGCCACCCCUUCUGGGUUGGCCCUUCAUUGAGUCUUAAGUGCCUGUGAGGUCUUCCGGGAGGUGCCCAGGGAGGACACCUUUCCCUCACUCAGACAUCUGGUCCCUGGCAGUUCCUGACCCUGGCAGAGGUGCACGUUCUGUGUCACCAGGAGUCUGCGAGGUGAAGAGUCAGCCCAGGGAUGAAGAACUUUUCCUGCUGUGCCCUGCAGUUAAUCCCCAGUCCAUGUCCUCUUCUGUGCUACAUUACAGGGAGCAGGAAUAUAGUAAAAAGCAGGAAACUGAGCACACUACAAGCCUAGUGGACAUGCAGCUCUCUCCCAUGCAGGACUGCUUAAGUUCACCAAGCAUUAAGUAGCCCUGGGCUGGGGGUCCUGCUUCUGGGGGUGAGGUAUUGGAGGUGGAGCUGGGAGACCUUGCUCUGUCUGCCUUCACCUCUGCCCAUGCCCCCAACCUGAGUCUCUAUGCUGGCAUCAGUCUCCACUCCUGUGUGUGUGACUCAUGUUCUGUGCUGCCACCCUCCCUAUCAGCCUGCUGUGUUGGAGUCUUGCUCCCCACUCUUGGGGGACUAUGGGAAGGAGGAGAAAGGACUCUUGCUGGAGGAGCCCACAUAGACUUUCAUCCCCCACAGCUACACUUUUGGGGUAAACAGGGUGAUUUUGUUAUGUUGAUUCUUCUACAGAGAUGGUAAACUCCUUUAUCCACCCAUAAUUCCCACCCACUAAAAGCCAUAGCUAUGCCCACCUGGCCUCCCUCAAAGCUCUAUAGCAAUAGCUCUCUUCCCUUUCCCCUCCUGGGUACCCAGAGUGACCAACAAGGAGAGGCCCCACCACACCCCAGUCCCUGGGAUCCUGUGGUGGCCUGCCUGCCUCUCCUCUAGUGGCCCCAUCAGCAUCUCCCAAAUCUUGUCCCUCUAACAGCAACCAGAGAUGAGAUUUGCUUGCGAUGUGCUUGACAGUCCCCCAGGUGAAAGAUUCUAAGUGUUGGGGUGGCUGGAAAAGGAAGUAAGGAACUCUUUCCCACCAAUGGGGAUGAUGGGAGACCUAGGUAGAUACAGGGUUCUAAUUUUAGAAAAGUCCAGCCAGGGGUAGUAGCACACAGCUGUAAUCCCAGCACUUGGGAGGCUGAGGCAGGAGGUUUGCCAUGAGUUCAAGGCCAACCUGGGCUACAAAGUGAGCACAAAACCAGCCUGAACUACAUAGCAAAACCUAUUUCAAAAAGACAAAAAAGUUCCCUCUCAGCUUCUCCUGGAAGUAAUGGACUAGAGAUUUUUUCCACCUGCUGGCAGGCAAAACCACAGCCUCAGGGGCUGGGAGAAGUCUUACUCUCAGCUUCAGCCCUGACCAUUACAAAGCCAGGCUUGGGGGAGCCACCUGCAAAGGACAGCACCCAGCCCAAUCCCUGGAGGGUCCAGGUGACUGAGAAGGGAAAGAGGUUUUUCUUCUCUAUUUUUCUCUGUUGCACACAUUCCCAUGGAAGGGAAAGGUGAUAGGAUAUGCAGAAUCCUGUGGGACUCCUGCCACACCCCAGGUAUGGACAGACCCAGGAGACAGAGUUGUGGAUGGAGCCUCCAUACGCUCUGGAAGCCAGCUAGUGACCAGAGGGCCAUGCACCGGGAAGCUUCAGCUCCCUCUCUGCUGUAUCCCUUCCACUAUGACCUGCACUUCAGGGGACCAGCCUGGGGCCAAAAUGAGGUAGCCUUUCUUGCACAUACGCAGCAAGAUAAGAGUCCUCCCUGAUGGUGAGGAAGGAGGCCAGAGGAUGAGGAGUAACAGCUCCUUACCUUAGGAGCUCAGGAACUCUGAGCACCCUCUCACUGAUGUGCCAGCCGCGGAUAGGGUAGCAUGCAGGGCAGAGGGAUCCUGCUCCAAAUUCUCUGUUGGCUGCGCUUUUUAAUCCAAUGCUUUUCAGAGUAUAUUCACUCACCCACAGAAAUAGAGCCCUGUGCUUUAGGGGUGACUGUCAUAUGCCUUAUUCUUAAUAAAGUAUUUUAAAAACA
Cavia porcellus (domestic guinea pig) is the source of this 4335-nucleotide messenger RNA. RefSeq names its product coiled-coil domain containing 92B (gene Ccdc92b). Lineage: Eukaryota; Metazoa; Chordata; Mammalia; Rodentia; Caviidae. Bases 438 to 1199 code for a protein of 253 amino acids. The transcript has 4 exons. The record is from RefSeq and is a predicted model, not a curated record.